Nematocida minor is the source of this 807-nucleotide messenger RNA. RefSeq lists its product as uncharacterized. NCBI's taxonomy places the organism in Eukaryota, Fungi, Microsporidia. The record is from RefSeq and is a predicted model, not a curated record. The transcript has a single exon. The coding region runs from base 1 to 807 and encodes 268 amino acids.
AUGCACUGCAUAGAUAAAGCCAUCUGUAGCAAUAAAGAAGCAGAAAAAAAAAGUAUAGAGAAGCCCGAAACAUUCUCUAGGAUGAACAGAAUUAAAUCUUUUACUUUCAGAAAUGCAGGGUAUCUGUAUAACCUUAAAACAAAACAGUUUAUGGGAGCUAUGCGAAAUAAAGAAAAAGUGUCAUUCUUCAAGUCGCAGGACAAUCCACUGCUUGCAUCGCUUAUGCAGAUACAGCGUAUAGUCACAGGGGGAGAAAGAGCAUACACUGUGAUCACCUCGCUGGAAGAUAGGCUGCCGUAUGAAAUAAACGGUCUCAGGACAAAAACCAUGCAGAUAAGCGAAGAAACUGGUCCGUACAUGAUUCUUCAUGCGAACAAGCAAGAAGAGAGCCAGGCGGUGACAAUAUUCCCAGAAGUAGAGGGAGCUCACACGGUGUUCCGGGUCUACAUUAAAAAAGGGUGUUUGAGCGUCGAUUCAAAGGGAUUCUUGGUGUACGAGAAGUGCACAUUUGGCAACGAUGCAGGGGAAUUGCACAGACAGCAGCUGUGGAUAUGGGUGGACAAAGAAAACUUUGAAAAGGACACGCUAAGCAGAAUGGUCAAUCCGGAGUAUGAAGCAAUGAUGGACAGAUUUGAUGAAAAAUCUCCAAUUAUUAACAUCAAUAUCUCCAGUGGAGUAACUGAAGAUGGAAAAGCCAGCAUUACAAUCAAUGGGGUUAAAAGACCAGAUAGUGCACCUGUUGAAUCCAAUAAGAAACAAAUAAGCCCUAAAUAUAAGUACUAUCCUAGAAACUUUAACGAUCUUUAG